Messenger RNA from Eruca vesicaria subsp. sativa (arugula), 1136 nucleotides. The record is from the annotation of a GenBank genome assembly. Lineage: Eukaryota; Viridiplantae; Streptophyta; Magnoliopsida; Brassicales; Brassicaceae.
AAAGAGAACGAAUCAAAUCCUGUCGGAAAGAUGAACUAAAACCCUAAAUUCAAAGCAGAAUAAAAAAACAAUGAAAGCUGCUGUCUUUCCGUCUAAAAUCGCGAAUCUAGGCCUCCCUUCUUCUGGCCGUUUCCCACUAUUCUUCCGAUCACCGGCAUUGUUUUCCUCGAUUACUACAACUCCUUGUCGGAAGCUGACAAGAGGAAUAAGGGGUAGUGAAGGCUUCAUGUCUCAAUCAUCUUCAUCUUCUCAAUUGUUUUCUUCCUUAUCGAAUUCAUUCUCCUCUCAACCGGAAUCGGAGUUACCUCAACAAGUUCAGUUACCUUCUCCGAAGCCAAAAUCUCCGCCACCACAGCUCCCAUGGCUUAUAGUUGGUUUGGGGAAUCCUGGGAAAAAGUUCCAGGGCACUCGUCAUAACAUUGGUUUUGAGAUGGUGGACGCUUUGGCUGAAGCAGAAGGGAUACCUAUGAACACUGUUAACUUCAAGGCCUUGUUUGGCAAAGGCGUUAUUGGGAACAUACCGAUUAUGUUGGCGAAACCUCAAACUUUCAUGAACGCCAGUGGUGAGUCUGUUGGACAAAUUGUUUCCUUUUACAAGAUCCCUCUAAAGCAAGUACUUGUGGUAUACGAUGAUUUAGAUUUGCCCUUUGGUAAACUGCGAUUAUUACCAAAAGGUGGUCACGGAGGGCACAAUGGGAUGAGAAGCAUUAUAGACCGCCUAAAAGGGAGCCGUGAUUUUCCCCGUCUAAGAAUAGGGAUUGGACGACCUCCAGGGAAGAUGGAUACAGCCAAUUAUGUUCUUCGCCAGUUUAAUAAGCAAGAGCAGGAAGAGUUGGAUUAUACAUUUCAAACAGGGUUAGAGGCAAUAAGGAUCAUGCUUCUUGAAGGGUUCAACAAAAGUGCAACCUUUGUCAACACUCAAAAAUCUAUGCAACAACUCGGUUGAAAAAAAAAACAGAUUGUUCAUCACAUUUGAAGAGCUACAGAGAUUUACCGAUUCAUUAUUAGAAAAACCUCAAUUCAUAUUCCCCUUUGAGCAAAUUGUAUAUCACAAGAAAACCAAAAAAAUUAUUAGCUUUGACAUACUGUAAUUUGCUCCUGAUUAUAAUAAAAUUUUAAUAAUAAAGUAUAUCAUC